AUGGGCAGCGCCAGCAGCAAGUCAGGCGACGCUAACCCCAAGAACUUGGGUGCAGACCCGAACGAUCCGUAUGCGUUCCCACUACACCAUCGUCCGUACUACAAUCAGAUGCAGCAGCAACAAGGUCGUAACUACGAUGGUACUAAGCAAGGAAAGAAUUCUUCAAGCUUUGUUAACCAACAGAAUAGCACUGAGGCCAUGGAAGUAGACCCACCGACCUCCUCAUCCUUGUCAUAUGCAAAUAGAGAAGUGUCUGAUGUAAAGCAUUCGGACGUUAAGGAUGGUAAGCAAGGCAGUGAAGAUGAUACACAGACUGAGGAACUUACAGUGCCACCUAGAGAAGACGUUGUGCCGAUGGUUUUUAAGUGGGAGCAUGGCGGUCGCAACGUGUUUAUUACAGGCACGUUUAAUGGGUGGGACAAGCAGUGCCCUAUGCAUCGGUCCGGUAAUGAUUUUACCUAUAUUGCUAACCUUACACGGGGCAAACACAUGUACAAGUUUGUUGUGGACGACGACUGGCGAUUUGCCCCGGAUCAACUCACAAUGGCAGAUGUGGAAGGUAACGUGAAUAACUAUGUGGAUGUAUCGGAAUUCGCUCCACUUUCCGACUUUGACGGCAAGAAUCAACUGCAGGGUGAUGAUGAAGACCCAGACAACCCUUAUGCACGGUAUAUUCCCGAGAUUGAUGAAUACACGAAAGAGCCUCCUCCACUCCCACCACAUUUGCGACACAUUAUUCUUAACAAGGCUCCACCGACAGUCGAUGGCCGAUUAUUGCCUGUGCCACAGCACGUAGCCCUCAAUCACCUCUACUGCACAGCAAUUAAGGACGGUAUGAUGGUGCUUGGUAUCACCAAUCGUUACAAGCAAAAUGGAUAUUUUGUAGAAGGCAUUUCAGGUAGUUAUGUAGUCGGGGGACCACCGUCGCAAAUGGUCCAAGUGUUGGACGCGGCAUCAGGCAUGCACCAUCAUUAG
Molecule: messenger RNA, 975 nt
Organism: Plasmopara halstedii
Lineage: Eukaryota; Oomycota; Peronosporomycetes; Peronosporales; Peronosporaceae
Product: 5 ampactivated protein kinase subunit beta
Exons: 4
Coding region: 1-975 (324 amino acids)
Biological process (GO): signal transduction
Cellular component (GO): nucleotide-activated protein kinase complex; cytoplasm; nucleus
Molecular function (GO): protein kinase binding
Source: RefSeq, a predicted model, not a curated record